GCAUCAAGUUUGUCCAUUGUUGUAGGGUAUCUGCGAGGAGAUGACGUAUGAAGAGAUCCAGGAGAAGUACCCAGAAGACUUUGCUGCCAGGGACCAAGCAAAGUUCACGUACCGUUACCCGCGCGGCGAGAGUUACGAGGACCUGGUGGCGAGGCUGGAGCCUGUCAUAAUGGAGCUGGAACGUCAGGGCAACGUGCUGGUGGUGAGUCACCAAGCCGUCAUCCGAUGCCUUUUGGCCUACUUCCUGGAUAAGAGCGCAGAUGAACUGCCGUAUCUGACUGUGCCAUUGCAUACUGUGAUCAAGCUGACACCGGUUGCGUACGGCUGCCGCGUGGAACACGUCAAGCUUGGGAUCGAUGCCGUCGAUACACACAGGCCCAAGCCUCCUGGCUCGAAGGAAGGUGGCCCUGACCUUAAUGAGAUUAACGAACGCUUGUCUCGUACAACGUUAGCGGACGAUAAUCUCAAAACGGGGAAUCUCUGAGACCAAACUAUUCAUUCUGCUGGGACUUUAGUGACAAUCGUUGUGCUAGUUUAGUCGUGGUAUGUAGUCUUGGUCAGGGUUAAAUUAUUUUUAUUUCCAUGGUUGGUGCUGUUAUUUUCUUGCCACUUACGCAAGAGCUGCUAUUUAAAAAAUAUAGAAGUACAAGUUAAUGUUGAUUUUUAAUCUUUUUGAUUUCUUUUUUACUAUAAAUUCCCCUUGUCAGGGAUAAAAUGUGUAAACGUUACGUGUUAAAUUGUAAGAAUAGAACACUUUAUAAUUAAUGAAUUCAUACAAAAUUUUCAUAAAUAAAUUAUUUAAAGCAAGUGUGAAUAGUUUUUGAGGUAUCUAGUAACAGUACUAUGAGUCAUUUUACUUAUUUUAAUCAUAUUUAAUUUUCAAUAUCCAUCAAUAAAAACAAAAUGUUUAAUACUAGCUCUAAUAAUUUUUUUUAAAGAUUUUAUAAAUCUGCAAGUUUUUAAGCGUUUAUUUUAGUUUGUACUACUACUUUAGGCUCACUACAACUUUAUUUGUAAGUUUUAACUCUAUGGAGUACGUCAUAAGUUAUUAAAAGCUUAAAAAUAACACAACAGAAUAAACUCAAAAUCCUAACUCAAGAACUAACUGCACACAAGGAACACUCAUUUUUCCCCUGAGGGCUGAACACGUGCUGCAACACAUGUUGCAACAUAGUUUAUAAUGGUCUUGUGUACAUGUGAGGUACCUCUGAAAUUUGUCAGUUUCAGGUUUAACGUAAUCAUUGUGUGCUUUCUAUCCAUGUGUUAGUAUUGUGAAUUUUUUGUGUUAAUAAUGUGGGUUUGUUAACUUUUUAUGUAUUCCUUGGUGUAAAAGCACAGAAAAUCCUAAAGAUGAGUCAUUGGAUUGUUCAUGAGUAGGCUCGAAUCCAUUUUUUAUGACUAAAGGUAGUUUAAUCUAUUAUUAUUAAUAUUACAGUUUUUUGCAAUGUGAUUUGGAGGUUAGCUACAUGACUUUUAAUUAACGUCAUAAAAUUUUCCAGCAAUACCACAUCAAAACAUAGCAAACACAAUGAAACCCAUCGAAAUAUUUUAGACUUGCUGUGAAAAGCCAUCUUCAGUAGAUGUUAAACUGAAACUGCCAAUAAUACACACCUGCCUGUAAAGGGGAUAUGUAUUAUUGCAAGUUUCAGUUUAACAUCUGUUGACUGAAGGUGGCUUUUCACAGCAAGGCUGAAAUGUUUCAAGAAGUUAAUUGUGUAAGCAAUGUUUCGAGAUGGUGUGAACCGGAAGACUGAUGUUAGUUAAGAUUAAACAGUUUAAUGGUGAAAUAUAUUUAUUUUAAUUAUUUAGUCCAAAAUAUGAGCUAGUUGAAAACCAAUCUCAACUUUCUAGUAGUUUGUUUGUUACCUUUCCAGUGACCAACAAAAUAAAUUUGCCCCUUAAUGGACUUGAUAGAAAGAAACAAACACAUAAGAUCAAAUUGAACACACAUUUUAAAUUAGAUUUUCAAUACUACAUUGAAAUUAAAUUUGGUUAUGUCAUGUAUUGAGGAAUUUUUCCUUUGAUUCAAGGAUGAAGAUAAAGGCACAACAUAUAUUUUUGUAAAUAAAUACCAUUUCAUUACGAGUCAGAAUAUGAAAAAACAAAAUAAAAGCAAUAUAGAGAUGUGUGUUCUUUUAUAGUAACAAAUAUUAUUAUUUUUUAUUGUUGGAGGAGAAUAUGAUUAUGUGAUGGUAUUUUAUAGUCUUGUUAAUAUAUUUUUGUAUAUAGUUGAGCCACUUAUUUUACCUGUUUUUUAAAUAAAUAUAAUCCUGUUAUAGAAUAUUUUUGAAACUUGGGUAGGUUUUAUUUCAAAAGUUCCAUUUUUUUAGUUCCAAAAAGAAUAAAUAACAUAUUGAAGAUAAAGCCCAAAUUCAAAUGUGUGUACAAGCUUUACUCAAUAUUCAAAACUCUUUCAACAAACAGUUUUAAAUAUGCCUAUAGUUCCUAAAAUCUAAUUAUAAAAGAUGAGUUUACAAUCUACUGUGUAACACCACUUUGAUUUCUUCCUUUCGGUCGUCUGGUUCUUGUACUAUUAGCUCUGCCUAGACCUACAUAAUUCUAUUUGACAUUUUAAAUAUUUCCAAUACAACUUAAGGUUAUUAAACUUUACAGGGUAUAGGUUUUCUGAAAAUAAUAAAAUGCCCAAAACAUUUAUAAUUAUUGGGCCAAAUCCAAUCUUACCCAAGAUUUAUAAUUUAUUACUAACUCUAUCUAACUUCUCGACUCUCAGUUUUUUCAUCUCUACCUGACUUCUUGACUCUUCAGUUUUAUUAUCCCUGUCUGACUUCUUGACUCUUCAGUUUUACCAUCUCUACCUGACUUCUUGACUCUUCAGUUUUAUUAUCCCUGUCUGACUUCUUGACUCUUCAGUUUUACCAUCCCUACCUGACUUCUCGACUCUCAGUUUUAUCAUCCCUAUCUGACUUCUCGACUCUCAGUUUUAUCAUCCUUACCUGACUUCUCGACUCUCAGUUUUAUCAUCUCUACCUGACUUCUUGACUCUUCAGUUUUAUUAUCCCUGUCUGAUACCUUGACUCUCAAUUUUACCAUCCCUAUCUGACUUCUUGACUAAGGUCUGUCCCUAUCUGACCCUAUCUCAACCCUCAGAUCUUCUCUAAACACAUAAUUUACAUCUUCUAAACACCUCAGAUUACUGCUACUCAGAGCCAUAAAAAUAACUUGUAAAGGUAAAAAGCAGUUUUUGUCAUAAGUGUAUCAGAGAUAUAUAUACUGAAAUUGAAAAUUUUAUAUUAUAUUAAAUGAUUAUGUGCCGCAGUCAUUAUAUUAGUGUCAUUUGAUCAAUCUGUUGGCAACUCUGAUUCUGUAGAAUUAAACAGCUGAUUCAAUGUUUUUAUUUUCAGCUGUUUUUUUUUAUAUUUGUUUAAAUAAUUUUAAUUUAUUUUUAUUGGUACUACAAUGCUGUUACAAAUGUAGAUUUUUAACUAAAAGAUUUUAUAUAGAGACAUUAUUAAUAAAUAGUAUUGGUGCUAUGAUGAAUAAUGUUAUGUAUUAAACAUGAACAUUUAUUUUUUGCCUCUAGAAGUAGAUGUCUAUAGGAACAGUUAGUGACUCAUUCUAGAGUUUUACUUUUUAAAUAGCAGCUCAUGCGUUAUUAUCAUCGAAAUUAGAGGUUGUGCUCAAUAGAAUAGUAACAAGUUCACGUAUUGACCCUUUUAACCCCGAUGUCUGAAUUAUACGGACAUUGUAAAAAUGGCAUCAACUCUCGACGCUCGUAUGUGAUUGUCAGUUAGUGAUCGAGAAAUCAUUAAGGGAGGCUAUCUGCACAUGAGAGACAUCGUCAGGAUGGCUGUGUGGUCUAAGGCUCUUGGACGCGGGAGUUAGCCUUGAGUUCGAUCCACGCGCCUGACAUAAAAAUAGAUUUUUGUGGUCUGGUGUACACUUAUGAGAGUCACUGAUCUGUGGUAAAGACGGUGGGAAAACCCACCUUAAAUUAACGGUGGGUGGAAGUUAACGGGAUCAGUGAUUUUCUUAUAUAAGUUUGCCAGACCUAAAACACCCCUUUUUCAUUUUUUGUCCUCACUAUUAACACAAAACCACUUGAUUUAUGUUUAUUUUUUGCUCUAAGAUAAAUUUAUUAUUGAAUCAUGACCAUAAUAAAAGCUUUUAAGAGUCAGAACUGUACAUACAUAUUGUCGAAAGUGACUUGGAAUUUUCAGCACAUUACUUUUUAUAAUGGCUGGGGUUAAAAGGGUAAUGCAAAAUUUAAUUAUCUGACGGAAGAGGUAUUAACUCUGAGCCUUUGUAUCUUAUGCCUUUAGUAUAAAAAUUAUUGUGUGGUGCUUACAACUUAAUCCUUUCAGUGUCAAGAUCAAUUCUCAUGUUACAAUUAAUCUCUAAUGGCAGCCAGCCACUUUUGAUUAAGAUUUUGAGCUAGGAAAAAGUAUAAAAUUGUUAUUAUUGAACAUUUUUGGAGAAGAGCCUUUAUCAAAUCAUUAAGAAAGAGAAGUUUGAUUGCAUGAGGUACAGCUGUGAGUAUUGCAGUUCAGUUCUCUCAAGAGCAACAAAGAAUUUUCCAACGCUGAUACACAUUCAGUUUUUUGACCAUCUAAAAUUUUAAUGAACGAGACCUUUCAGAAUUACCAAUUGUGGUAAAAACAUGAAUUUUAACAUCAAGCUCAUGAAUGUUUGAACAGUUAAUAUUGUUGUUUACUUAUAGUAGUAGAACGGGUUUUAAUUUGUUCCAUAUUAAGUUAUGUGCUUUAUGAAAUACAAAACGUUACGUAAAGCGACUGGCAUUUUAAUCACAAGUCUCACAUAAUGGCACUAAAAGGGUUAAAUCGUAAGACGUGAUGUCACGCAAAUUCUUAUCAUGGUGGAGUAAAACGAGAAUUACUCCAUCUUCCUUACUACUCUGAUUGGCACAACCUCUACUGGUUAACAUAAACUAUGUUUAUAGUAAAUAGGUAAUUGCUCAAAUAGUCUAUGUAUUUGGUCAUUGCUGUGCAAUAUUAUUUUCCUUUCUGCCUUACUGGCAUUAUUGUGAUGUAAAUGUUAAGACUGUUUUAAUACAAUAUUUAUACACUAUACACUAUAGCAGCUGAAUGGGAUGCCUUACACUAAUGUUUUAUAUACAUGUAACAAUCAAGUGUAUUUUGUAUAUAAAAAUCACGGUUAAAUUGUUCGAAUGCAUUUUUUUCAGUAUAGUUUAAAGCAGUGCUGAAUGAGUUAUUUAAGUUUACCGUAGAAUAUAAAAAAUAGGCAUAUUUUGGGUGUGGUACAUAUAACCGCACUUACUACUAUAGUCUGCAGACUGAAACUUUGUUCCUUUUAUAAUAUGGAACUACCAGAAUUGUGAUUAUUUUAUUUUAUUCAAACUUUCAAUUCGACAUCAACUAUUUCAUUUUUCAAGUUUUGUGAAGUUUAACACGUUCACGACGACGUGUACCCGAUAGGGUACACACCAGGCUUUCAUAAAGCGCUUCGUGUGGCCGGUAGGCUACACUUUGCUAUGCAUUUACUUAUUGUGUUUUUAUUGUUUGCGUCUUAGGCGUUUGUUACAUUUGAUCCCGCGUUUAAAUAAAUACCUCAGACUAUAUUGUGUACCCCGUCGGGCACACGAUUACUUAAUUUUUUAGGUACCCCUUGGGCUACCCGGAAAAGCAUUGAAAAAGAAACAUAUUGAAAUAAUUUGUUUGAACGAAAUUGCGAAACCUACAUACUUUUCUUGUUAAACUUAGACGUUUAACGUAAAAUACUGAUUACAGUUUUUAGCCAUUAUUAUUGAAAACUUUGACAGCGUAUAAAGAAGUGCAGAGAUUAGUCGUCAUCGUGAAUGUGUUAAUACCCUUUUGGGGUUUUAACCUCAUAAUUUUUUUAAUUACCAAACUAUUGUAACAUUCAAUAAACUAUUUCCCGAUUCCACAAAUUCAGUUCUCUAAAAUCGUAUUCCAGUUUGAACUUGAACAUUAUUUCUCGUUACCUUUCAGUUAGGAUUAUGUGUAGGAAUAAUUUACCUAAAAUAAGUUCAAUAAGUAGUUUGCAUCAUUUCUGACAAACAUGCAACGAACCGCUUGACUCAUUUGACAUCUCAAAAGGUCAAAUAAUGUCACAUUAACUUCGCACCUACUCACAAAUGUUCUCUGUCAUUUUUAAAUGUUUGAAUUGACUGUUUCCUUAGUGCACUAUUGUCUUGAUUAGCAUUUACAUCAAUAUUUUUUCUCCAUUUUUUUCACAAAUUUGAUUUAAAAUUUGAUAUCGGUCAGCGAUGAUAUCAAUUUGUUCAUCAAUGAACAGAAACAAUAAGCAGAAUAAAAACAAUUACGAUUCAACAUUCCACACGACUUAUGCGCUUAAGGUUACCUGGGAUCCAAAGAGCAUGUUAUACAAUGAGUGGAUAUCCAAUGUUGUAUAAUUAGUGUCGUUAUUGGACAUAUCUUGUAACUUUAUUUUGAACAACAAAUAACAAAACUAUUGUUAUGAUAUGAGUUCCAAUUUGGUGUUGUAAUGUAGAAAUUAAUUAUAUUACAAAGAAGUAAAAUUAAAAGAAUAGCAACACUUUAAAAUUAAUCGAUGGAAGAUUUUGUUGAGUCUUAUUACACUCAAUCAAUGUUAUAACAGUUUUCGUGUUUAAAGCAUUCCAGAUUUUCCAGUAGUUCCUCUCUCUCCAAUCCAAUCAUAACUUACAAAUGUUCUUUGGAGAUUUUUAAGUGUACCACUUAUAGUUGUUAUGGUGGUUUUCAAAAAUACACCUUCCUUCUCCCUAAAGAAGUGGGAACAACUUAAAUUGGAAAUAGCAUUGCAUAACACAACAAUAUAUAAAGUCUUGAUAAGUUAAAACUACGCAGUACCAAAAAAAAACCCAUUUUCCUUAAUCUGUCCAGUAUGAAAGUGAUUACAUUUUCUUAAGUAAUCAAAUUGUUUGCUACUGGAUGGACAUAUGGUUGCCAUUUUCGUAGAAUGAUUGAAAAAUAAGGAUUUUUUAUAGUUUUGUAUCUAUAUAAUCGUUUUCCAUCAGGACCCUUUUUUUACACCAGUAAUUUCGUGUCUUUAACCCAAAAUUUUUCUCUGGAAAAGAACAUAGCUACCAUUUUUUAUAAAUUGGUAGAAAUUCAUGCUGUUUAACACUUUGGGUAACAGACCAAAAUUGUGUCUUAAGAAUGCCAGUAACUUUACUCAGGGAUUACUAUAAAGUAGCAGACUUUUUAUAUUAUCUUACAUUUUUGUUUUUAACUUCCUUAGUUUUUUGUAAAAAUUUGUGAUUUUUCGGAAAACUUGUACAUAAAUAAAUUCUAUAACGGGAAGUAUGGCCUUUUUUAUAAAACAAAUGUAAACAUCAAAAUUGAUAUUAAGAUGAAAUGGGUUUUUUCACUAUAUACUAUAGAUAAAACUGUUCACUAUCACAAAUUUUUAUUGGUGUCAUAUUUUUUUAUUACACUUUGCAAAAAAAUGUGGGCGUUUGAAUUUUUUACACAUUUUGAAGUUGAUAAUUUUUAGUGUAUUUACAAUAACAAAAUGUCAGUGGAAACCCAUAUUUCAAAGUUAGAGUACAUAUCUAUAGUAGAUAUAUAGUAAAUACAAUUAAUUUAAUUGAAAAGUAAAAAAAUACUAAAAUAAAAUUCUGAUCGUCCUGGUAUUCAAACAUUUGUAGUUUUCAAAAGUUAAAGACAUGUCCCUAUGUUAGUAUUUUCCUACGUCUUCACACGUCUGAAUAUCUGGACAUUUGUACCCAAAGGGGUAAUUAAAUCUAUUCAUCACUUUUGAAGUGAAACCCAAUUAGUCAAUUUUUAGUUGGUCCCCAUACCCUCCCCCAUUUUGGCAAAGAUUAGAUAAAUUUCAAAUCCAAUAAUAAUAAAUUAAAGAAGCUUGGAACACAUUUGAUAAAAAUACGUAUAUUAUGUACGUGUUUGGGAAGAGAGGAGGAAUCUUUUGUAUAGGUCAACUUCUAUCAGUAAUCAAUAUUCUUCUACCACAGAAAAAUGUUUAAAAUAUGUAUUUACCAUGAUUACUAAUUUUUAUAACUUGAAUGGAAUUCAAUUCCAUCAAUUUCUGUGAUAAAUGCACCAAAUGUGAUUUUUCUAUACCAUACUGUUCUAAUGAAUAUUAUCAUAAAAUGAUAAAAAGCAUGAUAAACAAUCUUUUUGGUCUUGAAAUUGUAUACCCGUACUUGUAUGUUUUAUACACAUAUUAUGAAAUGUACAUUUUUGUCAUGUAGAAACCAAUAAAGGAAUUAAAAUUAA
Messenger RNA from Homalodisca vitripennis (glassy-winged sharpshooter), 8198 nucleotides. RefSeq names its product 6-phosphofructo-2-kinase/fructose-2,6-bisphosphatase 1-like. The record is from RefSeq and is a predicted model, not a curated record. The coding region runs from base 41 to 484 and encodes 147 amino acids. Gene Ontology annotation, cellular component: cytosol. The transcript is spliced from 3 exons. Gene Ontology annotation, biological process: fructose 2,6-bisphosphate metabolic process. Lineage: Eukaryota; Metazoa; Arthropoda; Insecta; Hemiptera; Cicadellidae. Gene Ontology annotation, molecular function: ATP binding; 6-phosphofructo-2-kinase activity; fructose-2,6-bisphosphate 2-phosphatase activity.